AUGGUAAAUACCGUCAAUUUACCGGCACAUUUAGUGCCGCAAGCAUUUAUGAAUCAACAGGAGGAUCACAAUCACAAUGAUUAUAGUAACCAACUGGAUUCAGAGCAACAACCGCACUUUCAUCUGUCAAGUCAGAGUCCUCAGAAGAGACAAGAGGCAUACCAGGCUUCGUAUCAACAACAGCAACCGCAACUGUAUCUGCACGACUCACCACACAAAUCCAGCCAAUACCAGACCCAUACGAUAGACAGUCUGAAAAGUCAGCAAUACCCAAAGCAGCCUUCUCAGCACUCCCAAACAGCACCUGGCCCACACAAUCAAUCACCACAAAAACGCCCUCCUCAACAGCAGUACCAACAAUCUCAAUCAAGAGCUUACACAGCAGCGAACCAGAGUCAAAAUACCACGGCCCCGUAUUACACUUCAGGGCCCUCAACUGAUCAUUCUGGUUUUCUGUCAAACCCAAAUUAUCCACCUCUUGAGCCUACGCGUCAGAACCAAUCAUGGGCAAUACAGGACGGUCAAAGGUCAACAUUAGACCCCUAUGGAAGUGGACGUCCAAUGGCCUCCAAUGUACGUCAGAAUAAUCAAUCGAGCAUACAACAAUCUCAACCAUAUUAUAUGGAUCAGGGUGUUUUUAAUCAAAACUAUAAUCAGAGCUACAACCAAAUGACAGGUAAUGCGGGAUUCAAUGGAUAUGGACAGCCUCGGUAUGGGGAUGACACUGAUCAGGUCAACCAGUAUGCCUCACACUCCAGCAAAUCUACCCUGUCAUUGACGUAUGAUGCUAGUUUCCAAUCGCAAGGUGGUGGUAAAGGUGAUGCAAACGUUCCGUACCCCACUGAAAAUCAACUACCAGGGUAUCCACCACUUUACCCGACUAUUCAUGAGCAGUCAGAGCAGCCUACUCCCGUGUCCAAGAUGCGAAAAGCACCUACAACAAAUUUGCCCCCGAUUCAAACUGAUCAAAUGCGUAAUAACGUUGACAACAGAAGAAUUGUUUCUUCACCACACCUGCAGCAUCCCCCACGCCAAUUGAGCCAAGAUGCACGAACAAAGUCUUUAUCGUCCAGCACGUCACGGUUUAAGAGUGCACAACAACUACAACACAAUCAGCAACACAACAAUCACGAUCAGUUAGGUAAUACUCGCCCAUUGUCCGGUGAAAAAGGAGGCUCAUCAACAUCAUUACACCACACGUUUUCGUUAUCAUCAAAAUCACGCUCGUUUAGCUCCAUUAGUAAAUUUUCUUCAUCAUUAUCGACAAAAAAGUUUAGCUCAUCCUCAUCGUUAGGUAAGGCCGAUCGAACUAGUAAUGCCAGCUCAAAGACUAUGGUUCCAGUACACGCAGGCCCAAAGGCAGUUGUUUACCCUGCCAUAUUGUCGGAAGUUGCCAAGGUCUUCAAAGAAGCAAUCAUUUUAACAAUCAAUACAAAAGAUGGAUUGGAGUAUCACGACACUUUUACUGGGAAAAUGGCUGUUGACAUAUUGUGCCGAGUCAUCAAAACAAAUGACCGAAACUUGGCACUUUUGUUAGGACGUACGCUUGACGCACAAAAGUUUUUCCAUGAUGUAACGUACAAUCAUCGUUUACGAGAUUCAGUUCAUGAAGUGUAUGCGUUUUCUCAUGUCUAUAAUGAUGUUGAAUUUUACAAUGAAGAUGGAUCAAUCAGUAAUGGGAAUAAUAGUAAUGCGCCAUCUAAGCAUGGCUCAUUUAGUGACAGCUUGCAAUUACAACAAGCUAUUCAAGAUAAUUUCUUAGCACAACAGCUUCCACAACAUGUUAAUCAACCAUCAUCUGCCGAGUAUAUGAACUCAGGUCCACAGGUCAAUAACAGAUUAAGCGGUGGUAACAAUACAUCUGUCGCUGGAAAGAAACUAACUGCAUCACAACAAACCGGAGUUAAUGGUGUAUUUACAAUCUUGACUGAUUGUUAUUCACCCACAUGUAGUAGGAACCAUCUUUGCUAUAGUAUUGCAUGUCCGAGGAGAUUAGAGCAACAGGCUAGACUCAACAUGAAACCACAAGGGGGAUUGAAACGUGCAGUUUCGAGAUUAUCGUUGCACGAUCAAGAAGAAAAUGAGACCUUGUGGCACAAGACUGUACCGCAAUCAGUGUUGGACAAAUUGGAUAAACAUGAAAAAACAAGACAAGAAUUGAUUUAUGAAUUUAUUUAUACAGAACGAGAUUAUGUGAAAGAUUUAGAGUUUAUGACUGACUUUUACAUUAUGCCAUUGAGAAACCCAGCAAAUAAUAUAAUUCCCGAGCAUCAACGAGAGAUAUUCAUCCAAACUGUGUUUGGUGGCGUUGGCGAUUUAUUGAGAUUGGGUAAGGGUUUUAGUGAAGCGUUGACAAAGAGACAACAGCAACAAAAGCCAGUUAUUGAGGCCAUUGGUGAUGUAUUUUUAGACCAUGUUGGUAAUUUCGAGCCAUUCAUUAGAUACUCCGGAAAUAAGGUGUUUGCAACCUUUGAACACGAACGCCAGCAACAGGUUAAUAUAAAGUAUGCACGAUUUCUUGAUGCCAUUGAAAAGAAACCGGAGUCGAGAAGACAAGAUUUGUCAUCUUUUUUGAUCAAAGGUGUGCAAAGACCAGCAAGAUAUCAAUUAUUAUUAGCUGGGAUUUUGAAACAUACGAAACCGGAGAGUCCAGAUUACAAGUAUCUUGUGAAAGCGAAGGAGGAAAUAGAGGCGCUUUUGGUCAAAAUUAAUGUACAAACUGGUGAAAGUACCGAUCGUCAUAAAAUUAUGGUUUUGCAUAGACUUUUGGGUAAACAAACUUUGGAAAACAAGUUUAAUUUCAAAUUAUCUUACAACAAUAGAAUCUUAUAUCAAGUUACAUUAAACCGGAAGCGGGAUAAUGAAAAGAUUGACUUAUACUUAUUUGAACAUGCAUUGUUGUUGGUGAAGCACAAGAUUCAAAACAAGAGAGAACAACACAAAGUGUUUGAGAAACCGAUAUUGUUACCUUUGUUAUUUGUCAAUAGUGGAUUUGAGGCACCAACAAGUAGAACAUUGAUGAACUUUAGGUACAAUGCGUCACUUGCUUCCGAUACCAUUUUGAAGAAUCAAAGGACUGAGAGUAGUAACUAUAUCGGAAAUACAUUGUCUUCGAACAACACCAACAAGUUUCAGUUAAAUUUCCUUGGAUUGGGACGUAACCAAGUACAUGCGUCAUUAUUUGCUGAAGAUCUGACUAUUCAAAGUCAAGUGUUGCAGCAAAUUGCUCAACAACAGAAAAAACUCAUUGACGCUAAUGAUUUGUUUUCCAUGAGUAAAUUUGAAACAAGAAGGUUUGCUGGUAAUAAUAAAAUCAACUGCGCUGUACCAUGUUAUGGUGGUAAGAAAUUGUUAUACGGUACUGACUCUGGUGCAUGGGUUAGCACUGUGCGUUCAAUCAGCGCCACGUCAAAUGAAAAAAUUUGCUCUGAUCCCACAUUGGUAAUUUCCAAACCAUACGUUACUCAAAUUGAAGUCUUGGUGCAAUAUUCCAAAUUGUUGGUUUUGAGUGAUAAAGCAUUGUAUGAAUUCGAUCUUACAUGUACUGAUUCCUUAGAUCAUGUAAAGAAUACAAAGCUGGGCAAGUUGAUCAUGACACAUAUUUCGUUUUUCAAAAUUGGUGUUUGUGAUGGUAAGUUAUUAAUCAUUGGUGCCAAAACAGGUUCUCAACAUUCUAUUUGCAUAUUUGAACCAAUUAAUCCAUUUGAUCCAAAACAAAAGAAUCGUAAUAAAAAUAAGAUUGAAAUACAAGAGAUUCCAUUUACGUCUGAUCCAAUUUCAAUAUCAUACAUGAAGAGCAAAUUGUGUAUUGGAUGUACAAAAGGAUUCGAAAUUUUAUCACUUCAAUCGGGUAAUAAAGAACCAAUCUUGGAUGAAGCCGAUCCAUCAUUAGAUUUUGCGACUCAACGAGAAUUAGUUACACCAUUGGCCAUUUAUCGUAUAGGCAAAGAUGUUUUAUUAUGCUAUUCUGAAUUUGUGUUUUUGAUAAACAAGAAUGGUUGGAGAACCAAUCAUGAUUGGGGCAUUUUCUGGGAAGGUACACCACAAAAUGUGGCCCUAUUCUUUCCUUAUUUAUUAUCAUUUGAGCCAGGAUUUAUUGAAAUUAGAGAUCUACAUACAACUAAUCUUGUACGAGCAUUGGUGGGAGAAAAUAUUCGGUUCUUGCAUUCAAAUGAACAUGAAGCAAUGUUUGCUUGUGAAGAAAGAGGAUACGAUAUAAUUAUCUCGAUUGAUUUCUUGAAUUUAAAACCAAAAUCACCAACAAGUUGA
Messenger RNA from Lodderomyces orthopsilosis Co 90-125, 4269 nucleotides. RefSeq names its product Rho family guanine nucleotide exchange factor (gene ROM2). NCBI's taxonomy places the organism in Eukaryota, Fungi, Ascomycota, Pichiomycetes, Serinales, Debaryomycetaceae. Gene Ontology annotation, molecular function: guanyl-nucleotide exchange factor activity. The record is from RefSeq and is a predicted model, not a curated record. The transcript has a single exon. Bases 1 to 4269 code for a protein of 1422 amino acids. Gene Ontology annotation, biological process: intracellular signal transduction.